Molecule: messenger RNA, 476 nt
Organism: Nothoprocta perdicaria
Lineage: Eukaryota; Metazoa; Chordata; Aves; Tinamiformes; Tinamidae
Gene: METTL24
Product: methyltransferase like 24
Exons: 4
Source: RefSeq, a predicted model, not a curated record
GCCGCAAGAUGAUAAGAUGGCACAUUGACCUACAACCAUGGGCAAGCCCAACUCCUUCCCUGCACUAUGAGGCCUUGAGGUUCCUGAAGUACAUAAGCACCACUCAGGUUUCCUGCGAGCACCUGAAGCUGAACAGCGCGGCGGGGCGCGCGGGAACGGCGAAGAAGCCCUGGCCGCUCUGCCUCGACGAGCGGUUCAGCCUCGUUCAUCGCAUCAGGAGCAGGCAGUGUCGCCUCUAUUCGCUCGGGCUGGGCAGCGAGGACAGCCAGCUGGAGGCGAGCCUGGCGCACGGGGGCUGCGAGGUGCACCGCUUCGACCCCAGCAUCAAGGCAGCGCACGUGCAGGAGGGCCCGCGCCUCUGGCAUCACCGCCUCUCCGUCGACUGGAGGGAUCCCAACCCGGCCAUUGCUGCCCAUAAGCUUCACAGCAACACCAAGAAGCUGGGCACGAUAAUGAGUGAAUUUGGGCAUCAGAAG